Messenger RNA from Trachemys scripta elegans, 5358 nucleotides. Its product is annotated as leukocyte immunoglobulin-like receptor subfamily A member 6. NCBI's taxonomy places the organism in Eukaryota, Metazoa, Chordata, Testudines, Emydidae. The transcript has 8 exons. The record is from RefSeq and is a predicted model, not a curated record. Bases 829 to 1905 code for a protein of 358 amino acids.
UCUGCAAGACACCUCACAUUUAUAGCAGCUUCCCUCUCAUGCAAAUCUACACCAGAUGCAAAAUCUGUGUCUGUGUCCCUUGGUCCUUUGUGCUGCUUCUCUCUGGGUGUUGUCUUAAUGCUGCCACAUUUAAGUUCAAAGAGGGUGUUUUCAAAAGAAGGUGCUCGCUUCUAACUCCCAAGGCCCUCAGUAUGUCUAAUCUUAUUGUUCUGGGUCUGGCUUCCAGCCCCUCUCCAAGGGUUGCAGCUGUCUGGAGGUGCUGCCUUCCACACCUUCCUCAUCCACACCUCGUUCAUUCAACAGGGCAAUUGAUUAAAAGGGGGGAGAUUUUAUUUUACUCCUAGCGAAAAGACAUUUUUCUUCUACCUCAACUAUUCUUAGGGGCUAUAACAUUAUACCAAGGCUCAGUACAAAGUUUCUCUAUAAGGACUUGCUUGAUACAAAGUUGUAUGAAAAAAGAGGUUAUAUAUGGAAAGAGUUAAUACAAGGUUAUAUGAAGAGACAUAAUACAAAGUCAUAGGAAAGUUAUGUGAAGAUGCUUAAUGCAGAGAUUUAUCUACACGACUCCCGCCGGUCACAGACUCUAUUUCCAACCCCGGGGUGGGGGGCAGAGCUGCAGGGGGCCAGUGGUCAGGCUCCCUGGCUGGCCUCAGAUGGGGCCGGGGGGGAGGCAGGUGAUCUCUGAUGCAGCUGGGUCCUGAGCUAUGUCUGGGUGAACCCCCUGCCCCCUAACCCCAUGGGCAGGCAGUGCCAACCCUGGUAGGGGACAGACUCCUACAGAGGCCGAAUGACGGAUGGACUGAAUUGGGAUGGGGGGAGGCGGGGUCUAUGUCUCCCCUGUUUAACUCCUGUCUCUUGUUGAAAGCAGAGUGUGAAUUUUUCAAACCCACCAUCUGGGUGAGCCCCAGCAGGGUGGUGGCGCUCGGGGGAAGCGUCACCAUCCGCUGUGCGGGUCGGUGCCCGGGCAUGGAGUUCUUUCUGCAUAAAGCUGGAGACCCGAACCUGCAGAGGCAGACGGUGCCUGAUGGGACCAUGGCUGAAUUUCCCAUCCCCAGUGUCGGCCGGGAAGAUGGAGGGAGCUACGCCUGCGACUAUCGCUCCAUAACGGAUCAGAGUCGCUCAUCGCAUCCCAGCGACCCCGUCGAGAUCAUUGUAGGACUAGGAGAGCCCAGCUACCCCAAACCCAACAUCUCCCUGCUGAGCCCCAGCGGGGGGGUCUCCCUGGGUGGAUCUGUGGCCGUUCAGUGUCGGGGUCAGCGCCAGGGCGUGCGGUUCGUGCUGAAUAAAGAGGGACGUCAUUUCCAGCCCGUGGAUUCGGCCGGGUUUGAGGUUGUGUUUCCCAUCAGCAACGUGAGCCGGGAGGACGGCGGGAGCUACAGCUGCUCCUAUCACAGCAAAUCGGAGCCGUUCACCGUGUCGUACCCCAGCGACCCCGUGGAGCUGGUGGUGAGAGGGGGAACUGACCCGGCCCAGCCUGGAGCAGCGCCGGCUCCCACUUUCCCGGGCAGUGCAGGGACAGGCGGAUCGGAAUCACUGGGUUUGACCAGCCCCAUCAUCGCCGGGGCGAGUGCAGCAGCCGCCGGCUUCCUCCUCCUCCUCCUCCUCGUGGCCUUCGUCUGCUUCAGAAAAACCCGAGCCAGAAAAGGAGCCGCACCGAGACCGAGCAGCACCAGCCCCUUGGGAGUAUUGAAGGCGCCGGCUCAGCAAGACCCUGUCUACGCCUCCAUCGAUGAAGAGAAAGAGACGCAGACCCUGGAGCCCGACCCGGGCACCGAUGGACUCACCUACGCCGAGCUGGACGGCCAGGCGCUGCAGGUCAAGCCGGGGGGCCCGGCCCCUGCCUCUGAGCCUGUCCCGCCCAGCAUGUACGCCGCGAUCAACGUGAGCCGGGGGGCCCUGCAGUGAGAGCCCCCCACAGCCAUGGGGCGCCGGCCCACAGGGUGCAACAGACUCAUUGACUCACAGUCUUUAAGGCCAGAAGGGUCCAUCGUGAUCAUCUGGUCUGAUCAGGCCACAAAGCCUCACCCACCCACUCCUGUAGCAGACCCCAGCCUCCGCUGAGUCACUGACGGCCUCAAAUCAUGGGUUAAAUACUUCAAGUUACAGAGAAUCCACCAGUGACUCUAGUUUAAACCUUCCAGUGCCCUGCGCCCCAGGCUGCAGACGAAGGUGAAACUCCCCCCAGGGUCUCUGCCAAUCUGACCUGGGGGGGAAAUUCCUUCCCGACCCCAGAUACGGCAACCAGUUAGACCCUGAGCAUGUGGGCAAGACCCACCCGCCAGACACCUGGGAACUGAUUCUCUGUAGUAACUCAGAGCCCUCCCCAGCGAGUGUCCCGUCUCCGGCCGUUGGAGAGAUUUGCUGCUAGCAGUCGUGGAUCGGCUCCAUGCCGUUGUGGGAUGUCUCCUCAUCCUGUCCCCUCCAGAAACGUCUCAAGCUCAGUCCUGAAGCCAGUUAGGUCCCUUGGGAGGCUGCUCCAGAACUUCGCUCCUCUGACGGUUGGGCCUUGUCUACACUACAGAGUGUUAUCGACAAAAAGCGCCAUGAUAACAUCGCUAUUGCACGUUCACACUGCGCUUCCUCUGCCGGCAGAGCGCGUCCACAUUUGGUGCUCCAGCGUCUACAGUGAGAGCAGUGCAUUGUGGGUAGUUAUCCCACCGUGCUACUCCGCACCUUCUGCAGCUAGGGCUUGUGGGAAGGCAGAGUGGAUCGCAGCAUGUCCUGGGGGCGGGCUCAGCGUCCCAUGGUGCGUUAUUCCACGCUGUUCCAACUGCGUUUCGCGGCAUUUCCAACGGCCCCUGUUUCUGGUGUGCCCGCCAUCCCUGUGUGAAAGGAUGGGUCCUGCCCGGCUCUCCACUGCUGUGAACGCAGCACGGCUGGCCAGGCAGGAUGCCAUGAGCUCCCAGUCUGAACGGGAACCAGAGUUGCCCGAGCUGCUCUGUGCCAUGGAAAGAAAUAACACCGGCUUCCUCCUGGCAUCACGGAGCGGCUGCACACGGUGGAGCGUCGCUUUGGGGCUCGGGGAACAAGCGCUGAGUGGUGGGAUCAUAUUGUUACGCAGGUCUGGGAUAAGCGAUGCGUGAGGGGGGGUCACACGGGGUCACAUGCCCCCCCCCCCCGAUUUCUGCCAGCGUGCGAGUUGGCCUGUGUGUGGGAAAGGCACCAGCAGCGAGCGCUCCCGCUGAGACCCACUAGGUGUGGCCCAGAGCCAGGAAGUGAGACCGGGCUGGUAGCACAGCUCUCUGUCAGAGGGGGCACAGGGAAGCCGGCUGAGUCCCACCCCUUCCUCGCCUUGGCGCAGCACGGCCCCCAUGAGAAUAACUCCCCUUCAUGGGUGACACAGGUCUGGUGAACUAAGUAUUAAACCAGCAGGGAAAUGUAUGUACCUGCUUGAAUGCGGGUCUGGACUAGCCUGCCUGGGUGCGCAGAAGGGAGCUCAGGGAGUUGGGGCAAGGGCGGGAGGCAGCGGGGGCUGGGGCAAUAUGGGGGGUAGGGGGCUGGGGGAGGCAGCAGGGGCCAAGAAGCCAAAAAAAAUGUUUGCCUAGGGCACCAUUUUCCCUAAGGACGACCCUGGUAGGGCCCGCCUUAAGUGUGGGCGAGGUGGGUGACCGCCCAGGCGCUGUGGUCACAAGGGUGUUGCUGGAGGGGCCUUGGCAGUCACCAGGAAGCCAACCGGGGCAGUGGUGGAGGCGGUGGUGAGCCCGUCAUUACGCCCCCCCGUCCCCACUAUCUGCAGUUCCCAGUCGCCCGGUCUGGGAUGACGAGCCGCGGCUACAGAUCGUUCGGAUGCGGGAAGCCCCCUCCCUGGACCUGUGUGCGGAGCUCGCCCCAGCCCUGCGGCGCAAGGACACCCAAAUGAGAGCGGCCUGUCGUGGAGAAGCGCCCGGCGAUCGCUGUGUGGACGCUGGCGACUCCAGGCUGCUCCCGGCCAGUCGUGAAUCCGCUGGAAGUGGGAAGUCGAUGGCGGGUGCCGCGUUAACACUAGUGUGUGGAGCCGUUAAUCGCAUCUCGCUACGAAGGACCGUGACCCUUGGCAAUGUGCGUGAAAUAGUGGAGGGGCUUUGCGCAGUGGGAUUCCCUAACUGCAGUGGGGCGAUAGAGGCAACGCAGGUUCCAGUUUUUGCCCCGGACCAUCUUGCGACAGACACAUCAGUAGGAAGGGGACUUCUCCAGGGUGUUGCAGGCACUUGGGGAUCACCGUGGGCGUUUCACUGACCCCAGCGCGGGGUGCUCCGGGAAGGGGCAUGACGCUCACAUCGUCAGGAACACUGGCCUGGACAGAAAGCUGCAAGCAGGGACUUCCUUUCUGCACCAGAAGAUUCCAGUGCGGGGUGUUGAAAUGCCCAGAGUGAUCCUGGGACACCCGGCAUAGCCCCUGCUCCCAGGGCUCAUGAAACCAAACGUGGGAACCCAGGAGAGCACCAAGGAGCCCUUCAAACCCAGGCUGAGCAGGUGCAGAACGACCGCAGGGGGAACCAACCCAACCCAGCCUGGAACAGCACCAGCCGGGCCGGGUAUCGGGAGGGGGGACUCACCAUAGAACCAGCCCUGGAAACAGGCUCAUGGUGCCCAAGGAGCCACCCUGGGAGCUGGGGCUGGUUGGGUGGGACGGGGGCAGUGACUCCUGGUGCAUGGGCCCAGACACCGGGGGGGGCAACCCCCACCCUUCCCUCACCACCUGACCCCCAGCUCCUCUGAUAUCUCCUGCCUUGCAGGUCGCUGCCUGGAAGCUGCUGGGGGCAUCCUGGUGGGGGGGGGCAGUAUCCCGUGAGACUUGGCUGAGGGGUUGGGCCCAGCUGGGUACCUGAGUCCUGGGGCAAUAACCCAGCUUCUUGGGCUGCAUCACAUCCCCCUGGCAAUAGGAGUGAGCAUUAGCCAGAAUUCCCUCUGCUCUUGCUUCCCCUCCCACCAUUGGGAUCUCAGGGGACCCCUGACCCACCCCCCAAUAGAUGUUCUGCUGCAUCUGUCUGGGCCCUCAGCACCGCCGGGACGUGGAGGGCAGCGGGUAACAUACCAGCCUCCCUCAGCGCGCACUGCUUGGCUGUGUUUGUCAGAAGCCAAGACAGCCCGGGGCUGAAACUAGAAAUAGAGAAUAACUCUGAGGUCCUAUUGUAAUUAUGCAAAGCGUGGGCCAUUAAUGGCGGUUUAGAAUGUUGAUGGCUCCCAUUGACUAGGACAAUUGACUGUAGACGGCUCUGUUUACCUGCCAGCCUCCACUGCAUACCUGAUACGGGAAUCCAUCUGAAACCUGGUGCUUUUCCACUGAGAAGGAGGGGUGGGGGCCCAGAGUGACAAAGGAUUCCCGCCUUGUGCCAAAGAUAUAAAAGGGAAUGGAACAGAACAAAGGCGGCCAGUCAG